Hippocampus comes (tiger tail seahorse) is the source of this 904-nucleotide messenger RNA. Its product is annotated as tumor necrosis factor ligand superfamily member 6-like. Gene Ontology annotation, cellular component: membrane. Bases 112 to 858 code for a protein of 248 amino acids. The transcript has 6 exons. Lineage: Eukaryota; Metazoa; Chordata; Actinopteri; Syngnathiformes; Syngnathidae. Gene Ontology annotation, molecular function: tumor necrosis factor receptor binding. Gene Ontology annotation, biological process: immune response. The record is from RefSeq and is a predicted model, not a curated record.
CUCGUGUUGCUUUGGCAACCACAAUGAAGCCAACCCGUUUGCUCAUUUUCUCACCUCUCAACCGCCUCGUUUCACUUUUCUACUACAGACGAGUUUUGCUCCCGCAGAGAUAUGAGGCACCCACGGUCAGUCUACUUGGUCGACAGCCACGCCGCCGCCGCCCCUCCGCUGCCGCCCCGAGCGGGCCGGGCCCGACGGUGCACUGGGCUGGCUCAGACGAUUCUCUUCAUGCUGGUGAGCGUGGCUCUGACCGGGCUCAUCCUGGAGGCGCUGCUCAUCUUCUACCUGCAUUCAAAUCAUUUCGAGCAGACGCCGUCAACGUCGCAUUCCAAGUUGACUGCAGAAAAAAAGGCAUCUCCCCACAUUUCCACUCAUCAUAGCUCUGUUUCCAAACCCCUCACACGGCUGUUGGAGAAAAAACGAUCUCCACAUACUUGCACUCCUGAUUCCAAACCGGUCGCACGCCUGAUUGGUGGCAAAGAUGCAACUCACGGCAAAAGCGUAGUUGGCUGGAGCCUUAUUUCGGGCAAUCUUCUCUGCGGCAUGGACUACAAGAACGGAAGUCUGCUGAUCCGCCGAGAAGGCUUCUACUUUGUCUACUCCAAAUUGUCCUUCCACAAAAGCGCCACCACCUUCCACCACACCGUCGUGAAGCGCACUCGCCGGCACCCCGGCGGCACUGUCCCCCUCUUGCAGGCCAGGGAAUUUUCUUCUGCAGACAAGAACAACGGCAACACUUUCCUCGGCGGGGUCUUUCACCUGCUCAAAGAUGACGCUCUGUUUGUCAAAGUCAGCGACACUUCCAAAAUAGUGCAGGUCAUCGCUCACGAGAACGUCUUUGGUGCAUUUAUGAUAUAAAUGGCGUCGUGUCAUGCUUAGGGUCAGCUGUUUCAGACGCUUUUAU